Messenger RNA from Seriola aureovittata, 2550 nucleotides. It is a transcript of the gene ch25hl1.1, whose product is annotated as cholesterol 25-hydroxylase like 1, tandem duplicate 1. Gene Ontology annotation, biological process: sterol biosynthetic process; cholesterol metabolic process. Bases 499 to 1332 code for a protein of 277 amino acids. The record is from RefSeq and is a predicted model, not a curated record. Gene Ontology annotation, molecular function: iron ion binding; steroid hydroxylase activity; C-4 methylsterol oxidase activity. Lineage: Eukaryota; Metazoa; Chordata; Actinopteri; Carangiformes; Carangidae. The transcript has a single exon.
ACAAUAAAAUAUGUAGUACAGUUGUGUCUGACAAUCAGCAUGAGGUAUCCAAAGUCACCUUUUACAUGCAAUGUGAACAGUUGCAUCAACACUUUUUUAAUUUUAAGAUGAUCAGAAUUUUAUAUAGGAAAAAAUAAGAAUCUAUUCUGAGCUGGAAAUAUUGAAGAAAAUGUGCUAUAUUUCACACUUUCAAAACAAUGUUUUUGCCCUUCUUCCUUCCUUCCUUCCAUGCAUAAAAAUGUUUGACCCUGUACUGGCUGAUAAAGUGAGUUUUGUCUAAAUGCAUGUUCUUGACUGCUUUUGUUAAUCUUCUUGUGAAGGUCUGUUUGUCAAUACUGAGCUGCUGGGGGAAAAACAAAAAGCUGCUGGGGGAAAAACCAAAAUCUGCUGGUCUGUUCCAAUUGGGAGCAAAGCCCCUUCUGUUGGACUCCACUAUAUAAAGGCAGAACUUUGUCUUGAUCAUGAGACUUGCAGCACCUUGCAUUGUACCACAGCAAGAUGUUGAACAUCAGUGAUCUGCCCCUGAAGCUCCUGCCCUCCGGGGCCUCAGAUCGUCUGCUUCAGCCUCUCUGGGAUUAUCUGCUUUUGCACCACCUGCCUCUAAUUUCAUCUCCUUUUUUCCCAGUCCUACUGGCUUUUUCCAGCUAUUUCUUCUUCAGUAUACCGUUUGCUGUACUGGAUCUCUUGGGAGAAAAAGUGCCAUUAUUGUAUCAGUACAAGAUCCAACCAGACAUGCAGCCAACAGUGCAAAUGAUGGCUAAGAGCUUCUUUAUAGCGCUGUAUAACCAUAUCUUCUUUGUUCUCCCUGCUGUAAUAAUUGGCAUGUUUAUUCUGCCAGCACCAACUCUGCCACAGGAGGCUCCCACUCUAUAUGAGGUAUUCGUUGAUGGACUGGCUGCACUUCUCCUCUUUGACACUCAGUACUAUAUUUGGCAUUUCAUACAUCACAAGAAUACACAGCUUUACCGGUGGAUCCAUGCAAUCCACCAUGAAUACACAGCACCUUUCUCGUGGUCGACUGAGCAGCUCAGCAUCCCAGAACUGAUGACUGUCGGACUCUGGAGCAACCAGGACCCUCUUCUUUUAAAAUGUCACCCGCUCACCACGUGGUGCAUGACGGUUUUCAGUAUCUGGAUGUCUGUGGAGGACCACAUAGGCUAUGACCUGCCAUGGACCCUCAACCAUCUGGUGCCGUUUGGUCUGCUGGGUGGUGCACCAGCUCAUAACAUGCACCACCAGAGGCCGAGCAGUAACUACGCUCCUUUCUUCAGUCACUGGGACAUAAUCUUUGGCACUGCUGUUCCUCUGAAGAAAAAAACUUUGAGAGGCUGAUAACAACGAAAAGCAAUUCUGUACAUACUGCAUGUGUAGUGUUUUUCCUUUGUAAGUUAUUGUCACAGCUAUUUUAGCACUGGCACAUUCUUUAUCUUUCUCAAAUCAAUUUCCAUUAUUUUCUUUAUCAUAUCAUUAUCAUCAUAUCAUUAUUCUUCAUUUACUGUUGUGUCUUUAAUUUUAUAGCACUUGCUGCCUCCUUGCUGCUCCUCCUGGUUUUCUUUGUGAUGCAGCUUCCUCGAUGGACUAACCUUGCACAAUACAAAAUAAAAGUCAAUGAAAAGUGUAUUUUUAUGGCUAUUCAUUCAAUAAAAUUAUAUUUUGUCUCUAUUUCUAUUGAUGUUGUUUCUGUGAUAUAUGGAAUAUAAACGUUAUAUAAAAGUUUUGCCAUUCAAUACAUUAUUCUCCAUGCAUGCUAUGUGUGCAUAAUCACACAUCAUUCAAGUCAGUCCAGUGAAGUAAUCAACAGUAAUUAGUUGAAGACAAACCAAGCACAAAUUCCUAUAAAUAACUUCCUGUUCUAGCUUUUCUCACAAUCUUCUUACAUAUUACAAAAUCUUUGAAAGAGCUUUGCUCAGCAACAUUUCCCUUACAAACACACAGGAAUAAGGAGCAUUUGAACAAGAAAUCCAAGCACUGUUUGUGAGGCUAGUCACCUCAAGGUCAAACACAAUACAAGGGGAAUUAAGGCUAAGGCUAAAUACUCAGUUUGGACUGAACAAGGUGCUCCAGGCAGACAGGAAUGUGGAAUUCAUUACAGAAAAUGACACAGCAAAAAGUAGAGGCAUGGGGAUAUUAGAAAUGUACAUGGGGGCCUGGACUGGUAUUUAGUAUCAAAGUUUUGUCUCGUGUAGCACGUGAAGGUUUGACAACGCAUUCUGAACACAAGGUUCACUUAUCUGGUGUUUCGUCUUUGUGAUGACUGAGCAACUUCAUUUGCUGAGGAAAGCCAUGUGUCUGAAAGCUUUGGACACACAGGGUUACUUGGACCUUGAGAUUAGAUGUUUUUUAUCAAAUCUGUUUAUGGUUUCUUCUUUUGGCUUUUAUACACUGGGUUCACAGAUAGCUUUCACAGCUGUCCUGACUAGAAAUUCGUUAGUAUAGAAUUUACAGGUAUUGUAUUUAUUUUGUCAGGUGAUUCACAUUUUUGCUCUGAUUAAGAAAUGAGUGAAAUUUCUUCUCUGAGAAAUGCAUUGCUUUUGAUAUUUCUGACCAUAA